GUUUAAAUUAAGCAAUAAACACGGGAGAUGCAUCAGGACGAUUAUAGGUACUAAUUGUGAAUGGACAGUUUAGUAACACAUCGACCCGUGGCCAUAUGACACUUAUUUAUAGUACAAGGUGAAAAUGCAUUUGAACUUUUUUGUUCUAGGUCCAUAUCAAACAGUAUGCCUGAUCCUACUCCUGCAAGCUUGCGUAUGCUAUGAGGUGUGUGACAGACGACCCCUGGGAACUGACACGGCUCCCCUGCCACCUGACAAUCGCUUCCUCAUAGAUGUGGAUGGUAUCAGAGACAACAUGUACAUUCCGAGGGAAACUUAUACGGUGCGCUUAUCCUCCCGAGAUGGAGUGACUCCGUUCAUAGCAUUCACGAUAUCUCUUCGAGAGGACACGGAGGAGAACAAGAACAACCUCCGAAGGCCUAUCCUGCUGAGUCCUGGCAAGCUGGAGCCGAUGCAUGGCUCCAAUAUAGCGAAACUGCAGCCUAUCUGCAACAAUACUGUUGUACAGUCCGAUGUUACGCCGAAGACUUUUGUUGAGGCAAGAUGGACAGCUCCAGAGAAAAACAACAAAUGUGUGACAAUCUUCGCCGUAGUAGCAGUUACCCCGGAUGUUUGGUACAGUUUCGAAGGUCCCCUUUCGAAACGGAUUUGUGAGGAUCGGCGCAAGGCAGAUGAUAUGCAGCCUAUGGAAAAUGAUAAUUGCCAAGUUUGUGAGGACGCGAGGUAUAAGUUAAUAUUUGAAGGUAUGUGGUCCUUCAACACCCAUCCCAGAAUGUAUCCGCCAAAGGACCUGGUAGCAAGGUUCAGUGACGUGGUUGGAGCCUCGCAUAGCAAGGACUUUACUCUCUUCAAGUAUAACUCUGACGCUACCGGUGGUCUCAAACUUCUCGCUGAACAAGGAAACACCACCAAUUUGGAAGUGGAAAUUUCUGACAAGCUUGGCACUGCCGUCCGAACAAUCAUAAAGGCAACAGCUCCACCAAUGACAAACAUGACGACAGUUUCCACCUUCAGGGCUAGCAGGAAGCAUCACAUGGUGUCUUUAGCCACUGCCAUCGUGCCCUCCCCUGAUUGGUUCCUGGGAGUCGCCAAUUUAGAACUUUGCGAUGCCAAAACUCAUGUAUGGGCGGAGAGUGUAGUCUUUAAUUUGUAUCCUAUGGAUGCUGGAACUGAUAGUGGGAAAAAAUUCGACUCAUCGAAUGAGGCGACAGCACCAGCGCAGCCGAUUUCCAGCGCAAAAAUAGACGCGGACAUCCCAAAAGAACUGAUCAAACCGUUCGCGAGACUUAUGUUCCAAUUGAUACGGACUUAUUACAAUCCUAACUGCACGGAAAACCCCGUGUUUACUGAAGAACCAGGUGAAGGCGAGACCGAUGAGCCCGGUGAUGGGGACGACGGCGACGGUGAUGGUCGCGACACCACAACUCGAUACCUACCAUCUCCACCCACGACCACCACAACCGAGGAACCUUCAGUAGAUCCCGAUUCUUCGCCAGAUUGCCCGAUGACUGCUUGGGACGACUGGCAAGAAUGCGCCGGAGAAUGCAUUGAUAACAAGUUGGAGGGAUAUCAAAUCCGAUUCAGAUACCAUAUUGGAGAACCAGCGCCCGAAUGCUUGAAGGAGUCUCUCACUGAUACGCAAAGUUGCGAAGAAGAAUGCGAGGAGGAACAAGCUGAGGAAGAACCUGAAGAUGAAGAGGAACAAGAAGAAUAGUCCAUAAAAAUAAGAGAAAGUAAAAUAAUGGAGAACUUUAUCGUCAUAGAUAUAACUUGCUAAUGUGUGAAGGAAGUUAAGGAUCAGUUUAGAUUAGGUAAGUCGGUAAAGU
This is a messenger RNA of Helicoverpa armigera (cotton bollworm), 1826 nucleotides long. RefSeq names its product spondin-2. The transcript is spliced from 10 exons. The record is from RefSeq and is a predicted model, not a curated record. Lineage: Eukaryota; Metazoa; Arthropoda; Insecta; Lepidoptera; Noctuidae. Gene Ontology annotation, cellular component: extracellular matrix. Gene Ontology annotation, biological process: cell adhesion. The coding region runs from base 125 to 1714 and encodes 529 amino acids.